Molecule: messenger RNA, 3268 nt
Organism: Megalops cyprinoides (Indo-Pacific tarpon)
Lineage: Eukaryota; Metazoa; Chordata; Actinopteri; Elopiformes; Megalopidae
Gene: galnt17
Product: polypeptide N-acetylgalactosaminyltransferase 17
Exons: 13
Coding region: 571-2415 (614 amino acids)
Cellular component (GO): Golgi apparatus
Source: RefSeq, a predicted model, not a curated record
CAUUCCGUGUUUUCCUUCGAUCUCUUAUCCAACUGAGCGCUGUCUGAUACAUACGAGUGUAAGGAAAUGACAAAGAAAAUAUACAAGAAAUCAAGAGGAACUGCGGGACCAAUUCCAUUGCUAGGGGAUAGUGAAUAGAAAAUAGGAAAGAAACGUUAAUUAAAACCACAUUUCUAAAACGCACAUAUUUCUGUGUUGUGUUUCACAUAGCCCACAUAGAGAGAUGCGGCGGCUUUAGUCUGACACAUUUUAGGAGAGGUGUCUUCAGAACCGUUACGCGGUUACGGUAAUGCGCACAUAUUUUUAACAUUUUCCUGUUGGAAAAUUUGAGCGCCUGUGCGCAGACAUGUUUAUUCAUUGAUACAGAAGAAACAUUUCUGCUUCGUUGCUGUGAUUGUAAUAAUUUGUGAUUUUUUGGAGGCCUAUGGAAGCGAUAUGACGAUGUUUUCCCGUAAGGCAUGAGCUAAAAUUACGCAUGCAGAAACUGUUGUACCCACAACGUUUAAACCUAUGAACAAGCUCUGAAGUCUUUCUGUGCGGGAUGCGGACUAAAUUUCUGUACAUGACGGAAUGAUACAGAUCCUCAGACUCCGGAAUUCCACGACUUUAAUGGCUUUUGUGUUGAGAAGAUGGAAACUGUUACUUGUGCUGAAUGUAAUUGUUGUGGCCGGAUUUAUGACUUUUUGGGCCAAGUGCAACUCGGGCACGAUCAAAGCCGUUGGCCAUCACUCCUCGGCUGAUGCGAAAAGACACGUUCGCCACAACCUCACUGUUCAAAGAUCAAGCAUCAGCCAUGAGAUCUUGCUGAAGAGACUGGGGGCUCUGGAAGACGUUGUCUACAGGCAGCUUAAUGGUUUGUCCAAGUCUCUCGGGCUCACUGAAGGCUUUGGGGGUCGAGGCAGGGAAGGCUUGCCUGCAACCCUCAGUCCUGCUGAAGAGACCAAUGCCAAAUACCAGAGGGAGAAGUAUGGCUACAAUGCCUACCUGAGCGACAAAAUCUCACUGGAUCGAUCCAUUCCUGAUUAUCGCCCGAGCAAAUGCAGAAAGGCAACGUAUCCCAGGGACCUCCCCCAGAUAUCCCUCAUCUUCAUUUUCGUGAAUGAAGCUCUGUCUGUGAUCCUACGCUCCGUCCACUCUGCGAUCAACCACACCCCAGCACACCUGUUAAAGGAGAUCAUCCUGGUGGAUGACAACAGCGAUGAUGAGCAACUGAAAGGACCACUUGAGGACUACAUCAACAAGCGCUAUCCCGGCCUGAUAAAGAUUGUGCGCAAUCAGAAGAGGGAAGGGCUCAUCCGCGCCCGCAUCGAGGGCUGGAAGGUGGCCACUGGGGAAGUGACCGGGUUCUUCGAUGCCCACGUGGAGUUCACACCCUCGUGGGCUGAACCAGUUCUGUCAAGAAUUAAAGAGAACCACAAGAGGAUUAUUCUGCCCUCCAUUGAUAAUAUCAAGCAUGACACGUUCGAGCUGGAGCGCUACGAGAACUCGGGGCACGGCUACAACUGGGAGCUCUGGUGCAUGUAUAUCAACCCUCCAAAACAGUGGUGGGACGAAGGGGACACAUCAGCACCCAUCAGGACUCCUGCAAUGAUUGGCUGCUCUUUUGUGGUAAACCGUGAUUACUUUGGAGAAUUGGGCCUGCUAGAUCCGGGCAUGGAUGUCUACGGAGGAGAGAAUAUAGAACUGGGAAUCAGGGUUUGGCUGUGCGGAGGCAGCAUGGAGGUUUUGCCCUGCUCCAGAGUAGCUCACAUUGCCAGGAUAAAGAAGCCGUACCACAGCAAUAUCGCCUUCCACACCCGACGCAAUGCCCUGCGUGUGGCAGAGGUUUGGAUGGAUGAGUACAAAUCCAAUGUGUACUUGGCCUGGAACAUCCCCAUAGAGAAUCAUGGAAUAGAUUAUGGUGACAUCUCACAGAGAGUAGCCCUGAGAAAAAGCCUGAACUGUAAGAACUUUGAGUGGUACCUGGACAAUGUCUAUCCAGAGAUGAGAAGAUACAACAACACUGUCUUUUAUGGGGAAAUUCGUAAUAGCAAAGUUAGCCACCUGUGCAUGGACCAGGGGGCAAAGGAAAACCACACAGCAACACUGCAUCCCUGCCAUGGGUGGGGUCCUCAGUUGGGUAGGUACACCAAGGAGGGGUUUCUGUACUUAGGACCCCUGGGCAGUACAGGCGAGGACACCCGCUGUCUCGUGGAUGACCACAUCAGCAACCUCCCCCAGCUCCUGAACUGCGAGAAGGUCUCCAAUCUGCAGCAGAAGACAUGGCAUUUCACCCAGAAUGACUCAAUCAUCAACAGAGCCACCGGCCGCUGUCUGGAGGUUGUGCCAGCCAACGUGUACUUUGGCCACUUACUUGUUUUAAAGUCUUGCACUGGCCAGAAGUGGAACAUCAAAAACACCAUGAAGCAGUUGUGACAGUGAAUCAAUUCUCAUCCACCAUUUACAGUUUUAUAUUGCAGCAUGAAUAGAUAUAUAUGUCCUUCCUUCAGUCUCCUUCAUUGCAUAAAGUAUUGUAGCAAUAAUGGGUGCUGGAAUGGCUAGACCUGAAGCACCACUAGAGACAAUGAAGGUAGUGUCCUCCUCAAGAUUUUCAGUGGGAAAAGGACUCUCGAAAAACUCAUCUUUACGUGGACACAUAUAGAAAAAGAGCUAAUUGUCAAUACACAACUGAGUAAUAGCAGGAGCAAAACAAUGAGAAAAAACUCAGAAUAAGGAAAACAGUAUUAAAACAUUAGAUAACAGAAGUGCUGAUUUAGGUGUUAAUCAGGCUUGUGUGGGGUUUGCUUUACUGGCCUGUUAGCACUGAGGGAUACAGGGCUAGCACCUUGAUGACAGGGUUUAUUCUGUUUAGCUUCAUGUGAGAUUAUGGAAAAAGAGGAAGUACAGUGAAUUUACAGCCGUAGCAUGCUACCUGUACCUUUUUGAAAGCCAGAAAAGGACACAUUGUAAUUUUUUAAAAUGAAUAGAAGUAGCCAAGGUCAGUGGGCAAGCAACAGGUAAACAUAAACAUAGAAGUACUUGUCAUGAUAUACAGUGCCAUUCACAUUUAUCCACAUCCCAUGAUUAAAUGGAUCAAAACCUGGUAUAACAAUACAUGUACAUAUUGGAUAUUUUUCCUGUUUCAGAACUUUUAAAGUUGUUAUACUUUGCUCUGUGCCAUUCUAUUUAGAUUAAAAUCAUGUUGUUCACAGGAACGAUGAGGGUCAUCUUUAUUUACCUUAUUCAGUUAGUUAUUUUGUAAAUCUUAACAUGGAUGAGAUUUGGGAGC